AUGUCCCCCUUCAACCUCGAGGCCUGCGCAAGGCCAAACAUCCUCGCACUCCAGCCCUACCGCUGCGCAAGAGACGAUUACAAGGACGACGGCACAAACAUCCUCCUCGAUGCCAACGAGAACGCUUACGGUCCUUCGCUCGGGGAUGAUAUCGCCAAAGAUGGAGGCUCCGACGUCGACUUUCUCGGUCUUCACCGAUAUCCUGAUCCUCACCAGGAGCCGCUGAAGCAGCAGCUCUGCCAGCUUCGUAACACCCACGCUCAUACUCCCAAGACGCUCAAGCCUGAAAACCUGUUUGUCGGCGUUGGAAGCGACGAGGCCAUUGAUGCUCUGCUGCGAUGCUUCUGCGUUCCCGGCCGCGAUCGCAUUCUUACAUGCCCACCCACAUACGGCAUGUACGCUGUGUCCGCCCAGGUCAACGACGUAGCCAUCGUCAAGGUCCCUCUCCUCUCGGCCCCGUCCUUUGCCAUUGACGUCCCCGCCGUGCUCGCGGCCCUAUCCAAUGAGCCCAACAUCAAGCUCGUCUACCUGUGCUCCCCCGGAAACCCCACAGGCUCGCUCCUCGCAAAGGCCGACGUCCAGCAGGUCCUCAACCACCCCACCUGGAACGGCGUCGUGGUCCUCGACGAGGCCUACAUCGACUUUGCCCCAGAGGAUGCUUCUCUCGCCGAGUGGGUCACCGAGUUCUCCAACUUAGUUGUCAUGCAGACCCUGUCCAAGGCGUUUGGCAUGGCUGGUAUUCGUCUCGGCGCUGCUUUCACUUCGCCCCCAAUUGCUAGGCUACUGAACAGCCUCAAGGCUCCCUACAACAUCUCUAGCCCUACGAGCUCUCUUGCAUCUUAUGCCGUCUCUGAGCGUGGCCUUGCUGUGAUGCGCGCCAACCGCGCGCGUCUUCUCGAGCAGCGUGACCGUCUUAUCGAGGAGCUUCCCAAGAUUCCUGGCGUGGGUCGUCUCCGCGGCGGCACCGAGAGCAACUUUUUGCUCUACGAGAUGCUCGACGCGGCAGGAAACCCUGACAACGCGACAGCACUGGCAGUAUACGAGAAGCUUGCCGAGUCCAAGGGCGUCGUGGUGCGGUUCAGGGGUAAGGAGCACGGUUGCCUAGGAUGCCUUCGUAUCACUCUCGGAACCGAGGCUGAGGUGACGAGAUUCCUCGAGUCGCUGCGGGUGACGCUGGCCGAGGUUAGAGGACAAUAG
Messenger RNA from Fusarium keratoplasticum, 1197 nucleotides. Its product is annotated as Imidazole acetol-phosphate transaminase. The record is from RefSeq and is a predicted model, not a curated record. Gene Ontology annotation, molecular function: pyridoxal phosphate binding; L-histidinol-phosphate:2-oxoglutarate transaminase activity. Lineage: Eukaryota; Fungi; Ascomycota; Sordariomycetes; Hypocreales; Nectriaceae. The coding region runs from base 1 to 1197 and encodes 398 amino acids. Gene Ontology annotation, biological process: L-histidine biosynthetic process. The transcript is spliced from 2 exons.